GAAAUCUCCAUGCGGUGCGAGUAACAAAUUCGACACACAAUUGCAGGCAAUAUGUGCUGAUAAGAUUCGAAACUGGAUUCCAAAUGAAAAGUUACAGCAACAAUGACUAACUUCCAAGUAUCCAUACAUUUUACAGCAAGUUACCAUCCAAAUUGAGCAAAGGUGCCUAGGCGUCCAUGAUGUGGCCCGUGCAUGCCCCGGAUUAGAUGGAGGGGCAGCUUUGUGCACAGACCAGCAUGACCCCUGCCAGGUGACAGCUGGUUCACUUCACAUGGCCGCCAACCCAAAGAAUCCGAGGGACCGGAAUUGGACCACAUAGGAUUGAGGCACAUCUUCUUCUCGCCUUGUUGGACUCCGACUCCUACGAAAUCACUCCUAUCCUCCCCCGCAGAAAGCAGUCAUCCUUCCUUUUCAUCAUGUCUCUGCAGGUUCCUUUCCGUGAGAAGGCAAAUGGCGGGGUGCCUGGUGCCACCAAAGCAGUAAUUCUGGUUGGCGGCGCCUCCCGUGGCACCCGCUUUCGCCCACUCUCCCUCGACGUUCCCAAGCCCCUCUUCGAUGUCGCAGGCCACCCCAUCAUCUGGCACUGCUUGACCGCUAUCGACAAGGUCCCCUCGAUUCAUGAGGUUUACCUGAUCGGCUACUACGAGGAAUCGGUCUUCCGCGACUUCAUUAAGGAUGCGUCGAGCCAGUUUCCGAACCUCUCCAUCAAGUACCUCCGCGAAUACCAGGCGCUGGGCACCGCUGGCGGCUUGUAUCACUUCCGCGAUGCCAUCCUCAAGGGCCGUCCCGAACACAUCUUUGUCCUGAACUCGGACGUGUGCUGCAGUUUCCCGCUCAACGACAUGCUCAAGCUGGCCGAGGAGAAGGAUGCCGAGGCCGUUAUUCUGGGGACACGGGUCAGCGAAGAUGCCGCCACCAACUUUGGCUGCAUCGUCUCCGACGCGCACACUCGCCGCGUGCUGCACUAUGUCGAGAAGCCCGAGAGCUACAUCUCCAACCUGAUCAACUGCGGCGUCUACCUCUUCUCGACCGACGCCAUCUUUCCUUCAAUCCGCAGCGCCAUCAAGCGUCGCACCGACAGGCCGCGCCUCGGCUCAUACCGCUCCAGUGACAAUCUCGCGAGCUCCUUCAUGAUUGACGACGACGAGGAGAGCGAAAAGACCGAGGUCAUCCGGCUUGAGCAGGACAUUCUUAGCGACAUGGCCGACAACAAGCAAUUUUUCGUCUACGAAACCAAAGACUUCUGGAGGCAAAUCAAGACGGCCGGGUCCGCCAUCCCGGCCAACGCGCUGUACCUGCAGAAGGCCUGGCAGAACGGCUCCACAGAGCUGGCCGCCCCUUCGGCAAACAUCAUCCCCCCUGUCUACAUCCACCCAACCGCCCAGGUACACCCGACGGCCAAACUGGGUCCCAACGUCUCGAUUGGCCCGCGCGCUGUCAUUGGCGCUGGCGCGCGCGUCAAGGAAUCGAUCGUCUUGGAGGACGCCGAGAUCAAGCACGACGCCUGCGUGCUCUACUCGAUUAUCGGUUGGAGCAGCCGCGUGGGUGCCUGGGCGCGCGUGGAGGGCACCUCGACGCCCGUGACAAGUCACAGCACAAGCAUCAUCAAGAACGGCGUCAAGGUGCAGGCCAUCACCAUCCUGGGCAAGGAGUGCGGGGUGGGCGACGAGGUUCGCGUGCAGAACUGCGUGUGCCUGCCCUUCAAGGAGCUGAAGAGGGAUGUUGCCAACGAGGUUAUUAUGUAGGGGAGAGCAAAGCUGGUCGUUGGUUGGGCGUGGUUGCAUUUACUUUGGUGCACGGUAAUACGGGCGGGGGGGUUGCAUGCGCAACUUAAUAGAUGGAUAGCUUAACCCAAGCAAAAGCGUGUUGUUUCUUGUUGCGGGCAUACUUGCUCUUCUCUACGGACCUAGGCGGUAUAGUCACAUCCUCUAGGCCAUUGGGUCACUUCCCUAGGGGCGAAUGCUGUCGUAGGGUGUCAUAUUGGUACGGUUUCCGUGAUCCUAAGAUACAUGGGGCCGGCUGCCUAGGACUCUCCGCCAAUUUGUAAACUGCUCAUAAUAUUCCAGCGCAUUGAGCACCCCCGU
Messenger RNA from Canariomyces notabilis, 2084 nucleotides. RefSeq names its product nucleotide-diphospho-sugar transferase. The coding region runs from base 417 to 1745 and encodes 442 amino acids. Lineage: Eukaryota; Fungi; Ascomycota; Sordariomycetes; Sordariales; Chaetomiaceae. The transcript has 5 exons. The record is from RefSeq and is a predicted model, not a curated record. Gene Ontology annotation, biological process: biosynthetic process. Gene Ontology annotation, cellular component: cytoplasm.